Clavispora lusitaniae ATCC 42720 is the source of this 1491-nucleotide messenger RNA. RefSeq lists its product as uncharacterized. The record is from RefSeq and is a predicted model, not a curated record. NCBI's taxonomy places the organism in Eukaryota, Fungi, Ascomycota, Pichiomycetes, Serinales, Metschnikowiaceae.
AUGAAUCCUUUUUCAUCAAUACUUGAAAAUAAUUCACAACUUGAUGUAUGCAUGGCACUUGCCGCCAUAGGCCGCACAAGAGCUGCGCUACUUAUUGCUGCAGCCGCGGCCGAAAACUCACUGGAUCCAGGCGAGAGGAAUAUCUACUUGGCUGCGCUAGCACGGGUCCUGGGAAUGCGCGCUCCUUUAGACGAGGCAGCGUCCAACAGGGCAGUAUUUGGCUGCGCGCGCCCGGUGAUCGACAUGCCUCCACCUGAAUUAAAAACGGCACUCUCUGAGUUUGAAGCAGCCGGAUUAUUUGUUCACCCGCUUUCGUACUCUGCUGCAAUGGCUGGAGAACAAACCCAAGCAAAAGAGUUGGCAUACUUGGGCUUUCCUCCCCAUCUUUUAUUACGAGCAGUUUCUUCAGGCGGGCCAAUUACAGCUCUAGCGCUGGCAUUCCUGACCAUAGCAACAGAUUGGCAUGCGAAGCACACAAAAAGUGAAAAAGCGGGACCGCCAGAUAACCAGAUGCAAGAUACUCUGACUGGCGCGCUCUUUCAAAGUAGGCGUACUUCUGCGGAGGCGGCCGCGCAUUUUUUGCUUCGGCUGCCCUGCUGCUUAACUUCCGCCCUUCGCGCGAUUGAAGCUAUUGAUAGGGCACAGGCACACUCAAAACUCUGGGGCGCACUGGAAUAUGAGAGAUCGUCACUAGCCAUGCUUGGCGCACUCAGUGCUUGCGAAACAACUUCGCUUGAAGAUUUGGAGACUGUUAUCACAUCUUUAGCUGAAUCAAAACGUGAAAUUUAUACAUGUCCAACGCUUCGGCAGGUGAUGUUUUUCUCAAGUUGUGGUCAUGUUUACAGGCUUUUGGCGCGAAACCGAGCCCAGGCGGCCCAAAUCGAUUUUCGCAGUCAAGAUAGCACACUGGUACCUGCGCGACAUAUAUCUGCGAAUGCCUUACUCUACAAUAGAGAAGACGUAUUAGAAUGCGCAAGAAAGUACAUUCUCGCUGCAGCUACCCUGCCCCUCGAUGAUCCUGAACUCCCGCACAGGUAUGAGCAAGUGAUCUGGAGUCUUCUUUUGGCAGGCGGGCUACAACUUUCCGCACUAUGGCCAUUUCUCGUCAUGCGCGCUCGCGCCGAAGUAGAGCUCUUUUCUGCUCCAAUGAGCGUUCCGCCUAGCCUGCCUCACCCACCUUGGCCCUGCUACGUGCAAGGAGCAGAAAUUCUCAGCCGUGUCUUUGAUUUAUGUCUUUUAUCACGAGGAGAUCAAAAAGCACUUCUGCCCACAUUCAUUGAGGCGCGCGAUUCUGUUUAUGUGGCCGACAAUUUUUAUCCAACAGUAAGCCACUUUGUGAAUAGGGAAGGGUACGCGGUUUUUCCCGCGCUCCGACCCAAGAUUCUCCUGCGGAAGAAGUUGGCGCAUGAAAGCAAAGCGAUAGUACAUCUCUGGACUUCUGUUUACUACGAGAAUCAUGGGCCAGUGCCGGAGGAGACACAAUGGAGCUAA